AUGUCCUUUAUUGAAAUUUCUACAGUGUUUUGUACAGGUCCACAAGAAAAGUUUCUACAAAUGCAGGUUAAUGCCCAAAUAAGCAGUAACCGAAGUGGUAUAUUGGCCUUUGUUGGACCUCUUCAACUCUUAACAGAGCCAUUUCAAGCCUGGACUGGAUUUUAUACUUCUCGGAGCGUGUUAAAAGGAGUUGCAAGGAGGGCAAGUUCACUGCUUUAUGCUGGAGAGUCCUUUUUCACACAGUAUGUCCGGAAACACCCAGCAGGUUCCAUCUGCAAACAUGGAGCCCUAAAGCAGCUUCAGAGCCUUAGAUGGGCAGUUUCAGAGGUCCAACACCAUGAUGGCAUAACAGGCACAGAGUCUCCCAAAGUGACAAACAUGUACAUGGACAACUUGAUGUAUGGAAUGUUCAACGUUAAGAAGCUAAUGGCUUCCAUAAUCUUUGAUAUGAACAAUGCUAAGAAGAGUGAAGAGGUCUAUUAUAUUUACAAUAAAGACUCAGGAAAACCAGGUACUAGAGAUGUUGACCAUUAUGUCAUUGUCUAUAAUCCCCUGGCCUGGAACAUCACUACAAUUGUCACAGUCCCUGUCAACAUCUCAUCAAUGAGUGUUUAUGAUGAACUGGGACAUUCUGUACCAGCACAGAUUCAAAGUUCAGCUGAGUCCCAUUCUAUCUAUGAUCUGUAUAUUCUAGUUGAAGUAAGUGGUCUGACUUACAAAAAAUACAAUGUUAAGCCCUCAAAUGGCAAGCAGUCUGCAUUUAUUGGAAGAUCAAUUAAAUACAAACGAAAAGACGUGAUGCAUUCCGUUCAGCAAAGUCAAAAGCUGCUUCCUGUGGCCAGCAACUGUUACGAGAUCGUGUUUGACCAAAACACUAACCUAAUGCACAGCAUUACGAACAGGGAGACUAACCUGACUGUCCAGGUGACCCAGGAGUUCCUUGAGUACCAUGUGAAUGGAGAUGUUACAAAAGGACCCAUUUCAGACAACUACUUAUUUGCCCCUAAUGCUUCUGCUGUUCCAGUAUCACAAGCGGUUGGAUUGGAAGUGGUCUCUGGAAACUUAGUGACAGAGAUACGGCAAUACUUCUUCAGCAAUGUUACUGCUCAGUAUUACACACAUGCAGUAUUUACAAGGAUGUAUUCAGUACCCGAAGGCUAUGAUGGGAAGUUGCUUUGUCAUAGAAUAGAACAAGAAUACAGUAUUGGACCUUUGGAAGUAAAUCAUGAGGCAGUUCUAAGAACAAGCACAAAUUUGAACACUGAGCAGCUGCUCUACACUGAUGACAAUGGAUUUCAGAUUCAGAAGAGACCAUUCAAGACAUAUGUGAAUAAUACAGUAGCGCGGAACUAUUAUCCAAUGGUCCAGACUGCCUAUAUUGAAGAUGAUACCACAAGGCUAGUGCUGCUUGCAGAAAGAGCUCAUGGUGUCUCAAGUCAAGGGAAUGGGCAAGUGGAGGUGAUGCUUCACAGGAGACUGUGGAACAAUCUUCAGUGGGACCUAAACAACAAUCUUACUUUGAAUGACUCUUCAGUGGUUCGUCCUGUGUUUUGGCUUAUUUUAGGGACUAAGUCUGCCAGCAGUGUUUUGUAUCAGACAAGUAGCUUAGCAUUACAACACAGGCCAGUUGUAAUGUUUGGAACUUUUUCAGGAGAUAAACCAGAGCUACCUGGGCAACUUCAGCAGAGAUCAGCCCGUAGUUUUUCUGUAAGUGUUCCACCUAAUCUUCAUCUCCAGACUCUGAGCAUUCCAGGGUGGAGAUACAGCUCUAAUCAUGCAGAGCAGGUCCACACCGUUCACAUGGGUAAACAGAAGCAAGGUGAUGCAGACUUCAGUCGUGUCCUGCUAAGAAUUAGACACCUGUAUGAAGUUGGAGAGGAUCCUGUGCUGUCUCAGCCUGUGGUGGUGAAUUUGAAGUGUUUGCUGAAAGAACUGGGGGCAGUGAAGUUAGUGGAAGAGCGAUCGCUCACAGGCACCUGGGAUGUAAACACUUUGAAGCGGUGGAAGUGGAAGACUGUGCAAAACCAAAGCAAAGGAUUCUCCAAUAGUACAAAGAUCUCAGACGACUUUACUGUAACUGUUCACCCAAAGGAAAUAAGGACUUUCUUUGUGUAUUUUCAAGAUCAAUAAAGUCUGACUUUGUUUCAGGGCUGAAUAUGUAAUUGCUUUCCAUUUUUGUUUGAGAACAUAAAUGAUGGUCUUGAAAGGUGUUCUACUGCUGUCAAUGAAAAGAAUGUCAUUUUGGAAUAAACUCUAAGUUUAAUUAAACGGUU
Meleagris gallopavo (turkey) is the source of this 2273-nucleotide messenger RNA. The record is from RefSeq and is a predicted model, not a curated record. Lineage: Eukaryota; Metazoa; Chordata; Aves; Galliformes; Phasianidae.